UCGAAGUGUUUAUGUCGGCAGUUGACAGAAGCGUAUAUGUAUAUGACUGAUCAUAAGUCACCACACCCAGUGACCGGAUUGUCGGUUUUAGGAUAUAUUAGAUUUUAGAUCGGAUGAUUGUUCACGUGCCGUCGAGUGUGUGGUUUUGUGAACGUUGUGGCGGACAAGAUUCGUGAUGCUGUGCGUGUAAUGAUAUAUAAUUUUUAGGAGUGGUGUGCCUCGGUUGAUAGGCCUGCCGAAAGGAUAGGGAUCCGCGCGCGAGGACGGUUUGCGGCCCUCCGCCCUGAAGAAACAUGGAGUGCUGCAUGUCGGAAGAAGCAAAAGAACAAAAAAGAAUCAAUCAAGAAAUAGAGCGGCAACUCCGAAAGGAUAAACGCGAUGCCAGAAGAGAACUCAAAUUGCUCCUGCUUGGCACUGGUGAGUCCGGCAAAUCAACAUUCAUCAAGCAGAUGAGAAUCAUUCACGGGUCGGGCUACAGCGACGACGACAAACGCGGCUUCAUCAAGCUCGUCUACCAGAACAUCUUCAUGGCGAUGCAGAGUAUGAUACGCGCUAUGGAUCUACUCAAAAUACAAUAUGGAAAUUCGUCCAAUGAGGAAAAAGCGGAGUUGAUAUCAUCAAUCGACUAUGAAAGCGUUACAACGUUCGAAAGUCCCUACGUUGAGGCUAUAAAGGGCCUAUGGGCCGAUUCGGGUAUACAAGAGUGCUACGAUCGCAGGCGAGAGUACCAGCUCACUGAUUCAGCAAAAUACUAUUUGCAGGAGAUUGACCGCGUCGCGGCCCCAAAUUACUUACCGACCGAACAAGACAUUCUGCGCGUGAGAGUGCCCACGACGGGUAUCAUUGAGUAUCCGUUUGACUUGGAAGAGAUAAGAUUUAGUUAUUUAAGUGAUUUGGCAAGAAUUGAGAGUGCCGACUACCUACCGACAGAGCAGGACAUUCUACGAGCUCGACAGCCCACCACGGGCAUUCUUGAGUAUCCUUUCGAUCUUGAUGGAAUCAUAUUUAGAAUGGUGGAUGUCGGAGGACAGAGAUCCGAGAGAAGGAAGUGGAUCCAUUGUUUUGAGAACGUCACAUCUAUCAUAUUCUUAGUAGCUCUUAGUGAAUAUGAUCAAAUUUUAUUCGAAUCUGAAAACGAGAAUCGAAUGGAAGAAUCAAAGGCGUUGUUUAAGACGAUCAUCACGUAUCCAUGGUUCCAGCACUCGUCGGUCAUUCUGUUUCUUAACAAAAAGGAUUUGCUCGAAGAAAAGAUCAUGUACUCGCAUCUUGUAGACUACUUCCCGGAGUAUGACGGUCCGCAACGUGACGCCAGUACCGCCCGCGAGUUCAUCUUACGAAUGUUCGUCGACCUAAACCCCGAUGCAGAGAAGAUCAUCUACUCGCACUUCACUUGUGCGACUGACACUGAAAACAUUCGGUUCGUAUUCGCCGCAGUCAAAGACACAAUCCUGCAGUCCAACCUCAAGGAGUACAACCUCGUCUAAGUGACACCGAAGAUCCUGGCACAAAUCUGUGAUUGUGUGUAACCGUAAAUAAACAUCAUCACUUCACGACCGACUGUGUAAAUUUACGAACUGAGGACGAACUUAAUCAUCUAAACUGAUCGUAAGAAAUUAAGAUUAGAUCGUAAGUCAUUUAAUCAAAUAUUAGCACCAGUUCGGACGAUCCGCAUUUCUCGAUCCUCACCGUGAGAAAGGGUCGCCUCAUUGCGCGUUAGGUUUUUUGACAAGUUUUUUAUGAUGAAGUUAUUCACAACUUAUGUAUGUGUCUGUAUCGGUGAAUAUUAAAUUGUGCAUUUUAAAGUCGCGGCGGGACUCGACCUCGCCGCGAACUGCUUUUAGUCAUUGUUUUAGAUUUUUUGUAAAGUUUGUUGCCAUUAUAUCUUUCUACAUAAGUAUACAUUUAUUAUGUCCAGACGGAUGGAUUUGAACAAACUAGUCCAAACAACUUAGGCGAGUUUUAUCAUCCUCGUGAGCGGAGUCGGGAGACGGCUCGUGUCGAGGGAGGCCCCCCGCCUCCCCCCGCCGCCCCUCCCCCCACUCCCGCGUUACUAUUAGGUAUUUAUUUAAAUAAUGGAGUCCCACUCGGCGGCGACUGAGCGCGACGACGACUGCAUUCUAUCUCCCUUGUUUCGCUUGAAAGAUUAUAUUAUUAUCAUUUAUAUAGAUUGAUUGUAUUUUAAUAAACAUUGCGUUACUUUUGUACAUUGGAAUUUUGUUAAUUGAUACAUGUUAUGUGUUAUUAUUUAAACUUUUUAUGUAUAUGUUAAAAUGGUGUUUUUCUACACGAAUCGACUUGAUGCAAAGUGUUUACGUUAUCUGUAGGCUUCGUGUACGCAUGCUCCGGUGUAUUCGGUUUCUUCCUUACGUUGCCGUGAACAAAAAUUCCAUUUCACUAGACUUACGUCUGAUAGUGGUUACUACGUUAGUUGUGUAAGGAUAUUUUUGAAGCAUUUGUAUAACUUUUUUUACUAGAGAACCCAAGAUACAUUGAAGCGCAAUGUGAAUUGUAAAAAGCGGUGCCGAUGGUUUUUUUGCGCAAGAACUUUUACCACAAGAAAUGUAAUAUAUUGUACAUUUUGGUCUAAACGUGCGGAGUGAAUUGAGCUGACAGUUCAAUGGCAAGUUUUGCUAUUGGCACUUUCGACCGGCGCGAAGCACAAGUCGCACUUUAUGAUUGUUGUCCAGAUGUUAUAGUAUUUUAUUAUAUGCUUGUGUGUGUUGCUUUGUGUUAUAUUUUUAGUUACAUUUAUUUAUAGCUAGAAACGAAGUUUCUGUUUUAAAGAUAUAACUUAUUGAAUUAACUUAUUCGUUGUUGUAAACUUGUUUCCUCUAAUACCGUUCGAGUCGAGCUGCGAUAGACACUGUCAAUAGCAAAACUGUACGCUCUAAGAUACAGCUGUCUGUAAUGCUCAAAGUUUAACAUUGGAACUAAUCGCACAAAAACUUGAAAUAUUGUGUACUUUUUAUUGAUGUUAUUCAUGCAGUAUCUGUGUUCGCAUUGUACAUAUGACUACGUUUCGUUUGAUGCAAUUGUAUAGCAAUAUUGAAGUUACGUUGUUUAGCCUGGCGCUUGUACAGUAUGGGACAUCGCGGACGACUCGGAGCGACGUCGGCCGUGCGCGUACAUCCAGACUGACCAAAUAUUAUCGUAGAUAUGUAAUUUUUACAUUUAUCGAAAUAGAAAAAAAUAUAUAGAAACGCACUGACGCUAUUCAACAUUUUUUGAACAAAAUUCGCGUCAUUUUGAUACUAUUAAUUUUGAAUACCUAUUUAUUUUUAUAAUCGUUUAUUUUAUUUAAUACGAAUUAAGCCAUUGAACGAGUUGGUCGAAAUACUCGAUAGUUUUUUUGUGAAUGCGUGAUAUAAAUGCAUUUAGGAAUUGUAUUGUCAACUUCGAUUUUAUUUAGUAAUUCUGACAAUUUUGAAUUUAUAUAUUUUAAAGCAUUUAAUUAUUUUAAAUAUCUGAAUUAAGUGCUCAUAGUUAGUUGUACCUGAGAUUCAUUUAUUCAUGUGGUAAGGCCAGUAUAGCGAAACUUAGACUAUUUUUAAGCCGAAUCAAAUUUUUAAAGGAUCUGGUUAUGAAAAUAUUUUAAACUCUUUCGAGCCUUCGUGAGCCGUAUUCGACGAAGAUUUGUAGCAAAUGAACGGACGUGACAAAAUUGAGACAGUAAGUGAAUAUAAUUUGUACCAUAACAUAUAUCAUGAUAACAGUGAGUGCUGUACUAAAACUGCCUUUUGACGAGUAAGAUGUGUAACUUGUACGUAGUCGACGGAUGUAUGACGCGGUCGCGCUCGACGCGAUGUCGUGCAUUCAUAUCUUCCUUACGAAUGGACUGAAUUACGCGUUUUCACGGUAUUCUUACCUGUUUUUUCGUUUUUACGAUUGGGAAAUGACUAUUACAAUUGCAAAAACUAUAUUAUAGUCUAACGUUGCUUUACCUUUUGUGUGAGAUUGUGAGAAUUUUAGCUUAAGUUUCGACUGAAGAUGGAUGCCUGUAUGUAAUAUUGUAAAUUAUAAUUUCUCAUAAAAUAUAAUUUUUUUCAGCUA
Molecule: messenger RNA, 4050 nt
Organism: Vanessa tameamea
Lineage: Eukaryota; Metazoa; Arthropoda; Insecta; Lepidoptera; Nymphalidae
Gene: Galphaq
Product: guanine nucleotide-binding protein G(q) subunit alpha
Exons: 9
Coding region: 294-1484 (396 amino acids)
Biological process (GO): phospholipase C-activating dopamine receptor signaling pathway; adenylate cyclase-modulating G protein-coupled receptor signaling pathway
Cellular component (GO): heterotrimeric G-protein complex
Molecular function (GO): GTPase activity; G-protein beta/gamma-subunit complex binding; guanyl nucleotide binding
Source: RefSeq, a predicted model, not a curated record